AUAAAUAUCACGCCUCACAGCCUUAUUUCGCUAUUUCAACCUCGAAGAUCUUUCAAGAGAGAACCCGUCGCUUUUACUCACGAUUCGCUCCGUCAGCUCUUACCAAUACCGUCACACUUUGUUUUAUUUAUUCAAGAUCUAUUUCACCUGUAAGUUCCUUUUCCUUUCUGCUUCCUUUUUAUUUUUAUUUUUGCCCAAGAAUUUUUUCUUUUAUUGAGAACGUCAGUCUAGGAACUUAGGGUGUAUCCGUCACUUGUAGGUAGUCAGAUGUCAAGUGACGCGUCGAGUGAUCAGUCGUCAGUCCGCGAUGGAGCGGGCUACGACGAAGUCUUUGGCUCAGGUCAAGAGUCCGACGGCUUUUUGGAGUCGUCAGGAAGAGAAACGUCCGCCCAAUCCCUUAGUAUUGACGUAGAGGACCGUGUUGAGGGAGUCAGGGAAGAGGUGUUAAGUGAGGUUGAGGUCGAGAGGGUCGACAAGGAAGUUGUUGACGACGGGACCUGGGAGGAAGGUGACGUAGAGAUCGAUAGUGACGAAGAUAGGGGUGACGGUAGCGAGGUUAGUAGUGACGGUAAUGAGGAUGAGGAUGACGAAGAGUCCAGUGAGGGAACUUCAGGGAGUUCUGGAGGUAACCGUCCCUUCAUCCUUCCAGAGGAGUGGGCCGUCAAUAAAUUUCUCCCAAAGAUGAGCAACAGAGUUUUUUCUGAGUUGCGUAUCCGUUUCCAGAUCCCAGAUCACAUUCCCCUCCGUCUCCCUAAAAAGAAUGAGAAGUGUUAUACAGGGAGGACGGCUGAUGUGGGGAUGUAUGACGCCAUGUUCGCAGCUGGCCUUAGGCUCCCACUGACGGCUUUACACCGUCAGCUGGCGGAUUUCUUAGGAUUGUCCGUCAGCCAGAUCUCUCCGAAUGCCUGGAGGAUCUUUAUUGGAGCUGAGGUUCUUUGGGGUCGCUUGAGUGGGGGGAACCGUCAACUUUCGCUAGACGAGUUCUUUUACUGCUACAGACCCCAGCACAAAGUAUCCGCCAAGGGGACAUAUCACUUCGCACCUCGUGAAAAGAACUUAAGAUUGGUGUUUGAUAUGCCGGAUUCAAAUAGGAAUUGGAAAAAUAGAUUUUUCUUUGUUAAAGGGACGGACUGGGUGUGUCGCCCGGAUGAAUGGGAUAAGUUGCCCGGGGGUUAUUUUGAUAACACUUGGGCUUAUAUUAGGGAGUCAGGUUGCCCCCGUCUCUUUCUUUUUACCGUCGCUUUUCAUUUUCACCGUCUCUUUUUAACACUGUUUCCUUGUCUCAGCCAUCACUCGUCCGGAGGUGUCUGACGAACAGAGGGAUUUCAUCCGUCGGAUACUCACCAUCUCACUUGAGCAACGUAGGUGUAGGGACUUGAUAACCCUAGACACUCUACAUUUGUAUUGUGGUGGUCCUGAGCCGACGGUCGAAGCACGGAAGUUGGAAGAAUUUUCAAGAAAACAGAUGGAGGCUGCGAAGCAAAGGGUGAGGGCCGCUGCCGCCCGUAAGAAGGAAGAAGAUAAAGCUAAGGGGAAGGAUGGAGCGUCAACUCCUCAUUCCUCCUUGAAGGGCUCAAUCAAGAGGAAAUCUGACGGAAAGGA
This is a messenger RNA of Quercus robur (English oak), 1602 nucleotides long. RefSeq lists its product as uncharacterized. Bases 268 to 1311 code for a protein of 347 amino acids. NCBI's taxonomy places the organism in Eukaryota, Viridiplantae, Streptophyta, Magnoliopsida, Fagales, Fagaceae. The transcript has 2 exons. The record is from RefSeq and is a predicted model, not a curated record.